This is a messenger RNA of Acomys russatus (golden spiny mouse), 917 nucleotides long. It is a transcript of the gene Cdo1, whose product is annotated as cysteine dioxygenase type 1. Gene Ontology annotation, biological process: L-cysteine catabolic process. The transcript is spliced from 6 exons. The record is from RefSeq and is a predicted model, not a curated record. Lineage: Eukaryota; Metazoa; Chordata; Mammalia; Rodentia; Muridae. The coding region runs from base 50 to 652 and encodes 200 amino acids. Gene Ontology annotation, molecular function: cysteine dioxygenase activity; ferrous iron binding.
CCCUGAAGGCGGUUGCUGGCCUGGAGAGGCGCGCCCCAGCCCUGCGGGGAUGGACCGGACCGAGCUGCUGAAGCCGCGGACCCUGGCCGAUCUCAUCCGCAUCCUGCAUGAGCUCUUCGCGGGUGACGAGGUCAACGUGGAGGAGGUGCAGGCUGUGCUGGAAGCCUACGAGAGCAAUCCGGCCGAGUGGGCUUUGUACGCCAAAUUCGACCAGUACAGGUAUACUCGAAAUCUUGUGGAUCAAGGAAACGGGAAGUUUAAUCUGAUGAUUCUGUGCUGGGGUGAAGGUCAUGGCAGCAGUAUUCACGACCACACGGACUCCCACUGCUUUUUGAAGAUGCUGCAGGGAAAUCUGAAGGAGACACUGUUUGACUGGCCUGACAAAAAAUCCAAUGAGAUGAUCAAGAAGUCUGAAAGGACCCUGAGGGAAAACCAGUGUGCCUACAUUAAUGACUCUAUUGGAUUACACCGAGUAGAGAACGUGAGCCACACAGAGCCUGCUGUGAGCCUUCACUUGUACAGUCCACCUUUCGACACGUGCCACGCCUUCGAUCAAAGAACAGGGCAUAAAAACAAAGUCACCAUGACAUUCCACAGCAAAUUUGGAAUCAGGACUCCAUUUCCGAUGUCAGGCUCACUGGAGAACAACUAAGGCAAACCAAGCCCUUCGAAGUUUUGCCUCCGGGUCCCCUGAAUGUUUACCUUGGACAGAGAGGCCACCCACCGUUUGCUGUCCAGUUACAGAGUUAAAUAAGCACAGUCCUGCUGCAAAGUGGGUGUGCUAAGGAAGCAAAUAGUAUCCUGAGCUAUGCAGGAGGAAAUUUCCACUAAAGAAAAAGUCAAUUGAUUUCUAAUGGCCAAAUCAUAUUGUUCCACGUUCUUCUGUCCAAUGAUUUCAUGGAAACUCUAGGCAGGGU